AUGAUGCUUGUUAUCUCAGGCGCGAUCCUAGUGUACGGCCUUAAUCUCACUACUUCGAAGCAAUGUCGGGCUUCGAUCACAGUGUGUCUAUUCUUGUACUUCUCUUCGAAGGUAUUACUAUACAUAUUCUAUCUGGAGAGGAUACACAUUGCACGCCAGCCUCUCGCGCGAAGACACAACAGGAUAUGGAUUGGCGGCAUGAUCAUGACCAUUGGUUUUUUUGGCGGCAUGGCUGUCUGGUGCAUCGCCACACCUCACUCUGCUAUCAAUGUACACGAUGGUCAUUGUCGAAUCGGAAGCGACAUGAUACCAUCGUACACGACCUUUUCCACUGACAUCGUUAUCAACUUUUCACUCACAGGCGUCUUCAUCUGGCUAAUUUCACCUGUCCUAAAUAAUCAAGGACGAGGAACAGCAAGGGUCAUGGACGGAAUGUCGUGGCCUCCUGCUCUUGGUCCAUUCGCACUCAGGGGAGUCCUAAGCAGCAAUAUCGAGAGAGACGAUCCACUUGCUUUGAGCAUGAAGAGAAUGCUUAGGAGAAAUAUCAUUGGAUCUAUCUUGACUUUCGCAGCCGGCGCAAUCAACCUGAUUAUCUACUUUGUUGAUGCGACUAGUCAGAUCGCAUUUGUGUGUUACACAAUGUGCAUCCUCGACGUAGUUUUUGGAGUGCUGGUCGUCCAAUGGUUAACGUUUGGAUCACACGAAUCAGAGAUGAAUCUUAAUCAACCGCCUGGUCCCGCUAAUCGCACGAUGUCUGACCACAUCACCAUCUCCACAAAAGAAUCAAGACAGGAAGCAGAACAUAACAUUAGCUUUAUCACUAUGUCUAACAACCUUACUACAUAG
Bipolaris oryzae ATCC 44560 is the source of this 846-nucleotide messenger RNA. RefSeq lists its product as uncharacterized. The coding region runs from base 1 to 846 and encodes 281 amino acids. Lineage: Eukaryota; Fungi; Ascomycota; Dothideomycetes; Pleosporales; Pleosporaceae. The transcript has 3 exons. The record is from RefSeq and is a predicted model, not a curated record.